Molecule: messenger RNA, 3552 nt
Organism: Oikopleura dioica
Lineage: Eukaryota; Metazoa; Chordata; Appendicularia; Copelata; Oikopleuridae
Source: the annotation of a GenBank genome assembly
AUGGCCACGCCGAGCAGGGACCCGAGCAGAGAAAGUUUAAAGAAAGAUGAGGAAGAUUCAGUCCCGUCGGAGGAGAGGAGCCUCACUGAUUUGAAAUUCAAGAUUAAGCCCUUCGAAAGAAAGCGUCCCAUUUUCAACCCAGAAAUAAUGGGAAUAAAAAAGAAGCGAACGGGGCCACUCACUCCCAUCCGGUCCAGUUCCAAUUCAAAUAUCCAAAAAGGCCUUGGCGAAGGAACCUCCAAAUCGUUUCUUUGGUCGACCUCUUCCUCGAAGAAAGAUGUGAAUAAAGAAGCGGAUAGUAAAGAAGAAGAAGGUUCCUCAGAAAAAUCGCCGAAGAGAAAUAUCCUCAAGGGCGUGGAACGAUACAUGGGCUGCUUGAGCACGAGAAUCAAAAAAGGCCUCUACGGUGGACCGUCUGGCCCGUGGAAGAAACAGUCAAGACAUGUGAUUCCGACGAAAAUUGUGAAGGAAGAAUUCGAGACGAUGCAAACGCCGGAAGCCAGGGAAAUCAUGGAUACGCUGCGGCGAUUGACAAGACCCAUCAGAAAAGGUGAUGGAUGGAUGUCCAUGAGAGAGGCAGAAAGUGCUCCUCUGCCAAAACCAGGCACGAAGCAUGGACCACCUGUGAGUUGGACGGCCAGGGAUCGCUGGAACAAGCAGAAGGUUGGCAUCACAAAUAUGGACCAGCUGCGAGAGAAAGCUGCCGAAACACCGUCAACAAUGUCCCUUCCUUCAAGCUCCAGUGGUGGUGGAGGAAAAGUCCGAGCAGCGAAAAUGUCUCGCCAACGAGAACCUCGAGCCCAGCCUCCUUCCGAAACAAUUGAGUCUGAAAGCUACAGUUUGGAUAGUGUACCCAAACUCACUGUUGAUCCAUCUCGCUUCCCUAAACCGGUGCAUUGCUCGACUCCAAAUCACAACGCCCCGAAGAAGUCUUUCUCCAGGGGCAAUUUGGAUGUUUCGAGGGAGCUCAAAUACGACGAGCCAUCGUCGAGUGUGUCCAAGUCGCAGCCCUGGAAGUCCCGGCCCUCGAAGAUCCCAACCGCGCCAAAGGAGUACAUCACUCCUGUUGAUCACAGCAAGCCGAUCCUCUUCUCCUGCCCUAACUACAAAGAAUCAUCAAGCUCUGGCUCUCCGGAAAGCAAAUCGGUUGAUUCCCAAGUUUCGUUCUCCUUCAGCCAGCCGAAAAAAUUAAAUAAACUUCGUCUCGGCGGGUCAAGCCAGAAGAAGAGCGACACAGGAAAAGUGAAUGUCAAGGGCUACUAUGAACAGAAGAAAAAGUUUAUGGAAAGCCAGCCCAAAAAGGUCGAAAGCAAGAAGGUUGAGCUCAAGGAAAAGACGCUCCCCAAGAUUGAAUCGGAGAAGAAGGAAGAGAAAGCGAAGCCAGCAGAGUCGACACUUCCACCUGCAGCAGGAGGUUUUGGCGACUUUAUGGCAAAACAAAAGGAAGCGUCGCAAGGAAAGUGGACAUGUGAUAUUUGCAUGGUUUCGAAUACCGCAGACCUCAAGAAAUGCUCCGCUUGCGAGACUCCAAAUCCCAAAGCAGCUGGCGAAAAGCCUGCCGAGACUGCAACUCCGAUCCCUCCCCCAGUUGCUGGUGGUUUCGCUGAUUUCAUGUCGAAGCAGAAGAGUCAAAGUGGCGGCAAGUGGUCCUGCGACGUCUGUAUGGUCUCCAACGCAGCUGAUCUGGCCAAAUGCUCGGCAUGCGAGACUCCCAACCCGAAAGCACCGGCUGGUGCCUCCAGUGCCGCUCCAGCAGCCGCAGCUCCAAAGUUCUCGUUCGGAACUUCGUCUGCAACACCAGCUACAGACGCUCCAAAGCCUUCAUUUACCUUCGGCGCUGCCAAAACAGAGGAGAAGAAAGAGGAUAAGGCACCAACGUUCACAUUUGGCGCUAAAAAGACGGAGGAGUCAACCACUUCGGCUCCGUCAUUUUCAUUUGGUGCUAAGCCGGCGGAAGAAAUGAAAGAUUCUGCAGCUCCCAAAUUCUCUUUCGGUGCUUCAACUGCCAAGCCCGCUACAGAUGCCGCCAAGCAAGCGACAGAGGCGGCUCCCUCUUUCACUUUUGGUGCGGGAACCAAAAAGGCUGAAGAGCCGAAAGCCGCUGCCCCAUCAUUUUCGUUCGGUGGUGCCAAGACAGAGGAGAAAAAAGCUGAUCCAGCACCAUCCUUCUCCUUUGGUGGCGCUGCGAAGAAAGAAGAAACCCCAAAGAUCGCCGCUCCUUCAUUCUCUUUCGGCGGCGAAGCUAAAAAGGACGAAGCGCCAAAGCCAGCCGCUCCUUCUUUCUCUUUUGGAGGGGCGUCCGCGCCAAAGACUGAUGCUGCACCUUCAUUUUCAUUUGGUGGUACACCAAAACCUGCCGAGCCAGCAGUUACUUCUGCACCUUCCUUCAGUUUUGGAGGCGGUUCUUCUAGUUCAACGGCUCCCGCAGCAGCUGCACCUUCUUUCUCUUUUGGAGGUGCUUCGAAGCCUGCCGAGCCAGCGAAGAGCGUUGCUCCAACAUUCUCGUUUGGUGGAAGCUCAAAACCAAAAACGGAAGCCGCGCCGUCGUUCAACUUCGGAGGAGCCCCGAGUGCGCCCGUGACAACAUCCGCUCCAAGUUUCUCAUUCGGAGGAGGAGCUGCCGCAGCGCCUGCAGCAGCAGAUAAACCGUUCACGUUCGGUGGAGCAUCUAACAACAGCUCAACAACCACAACAAACACUUUCGGAUCCGGAUCAUCUCAGAGCAAGCCCGCGGCGCCUUCAUUCAACUUUGGUGGGUCGAGCUCUACUGAAAGCAAACCAUUCGCUUUUGGAGGCAAUAACGAUAAGCCAGCAUCAACGGCUGCUGCCGCUCCAACUUUUAACUUCGGGGGAUCGCAGACGAACGAUUCAACUGGUAGCUCUUUGUUUGGUAACAACACUCAAUCAACUGCUGCGCCAAGUUUCUCAUUCAAAGGAAAGUCAGAGCCAUCAAGCCAAGGCUCCAUGUUUGGCAAUUCUAAUGCCACUACCGCCGCUCCCUCGUUUAACUUUGGUGGAUCCUCCAACACGGCUGCGAACGACAAGCCAUUUUCUUUUGGCGGCAGUUCAUCCCAAACUUCGUCGCAGGAUAAGCCUUUCAGCUUCGGAGGCGCGUCAAACCAAAACAGCGGUGGAUCUUCUUCUAUGUUUUCCCCUGAGCAGCCAACAAAACAGGCGAGCGCACCGACAUUCAACUUCGGCGGUAGUAGCUCUCAGCCCUCUUCUGGGACCAACAUGUUCGGUGGAAAUUCGAACAGCCAAAGCUCUGGAUUCAACUUUGGCGGGGGAAAUACAAAUCCCGCUCCUUCUGGAGGGAGUAUGUUCGGUAAUUCAAACCAGACAUCAAGUCAACAACCCGCCCCAUCUUUCAACUUUGGCGGCGGUGGAUCUCAAAAUAGCUCUCUAAACGGGAGCUUUAGCUUCGGCGGGAAUUCAAGUCAACCUGCACCGGGUGGAAACAUGUUCGGUGCUGGAGCUGCACCCGCUGCAAACAAUAGUGGUGUAGCUGCUCCUCGCAGAAAAAUCGUCCGCGCCCGUCGCAACAAACGAUAA